Messenger RNA from Cucurbita maxima (winter squash), 2947 nucleotides. RefSeq names its product beta-galactosidase 10. The record is from RefSeq and is a predicted model, not a curated record. NCBI's taxonomy places the organism in Eukaryota, Viridiplantae, Streptophyta, Magnoliopsida, Cucurbitales, Cucurbitaceae. Gene Ontology annotation, molecular function: carbohydrate binding; beta-galactosidase activity. Gene Ontology annotation, cellular component: vacuole; cell wall. Gene Ontology annotation, biological process: carbohydrate metabolic process. Bases 135 to 2675 code for a protein of 846 amino acids. The transcript is spliced from 19 exons.
UGGUGUGUGGAGUGUCACUCCCACCGUCACCGCCGCACAUGUGUUUGUCUUUGCCUUUUCUCAUGAAUUAAAUAAAUACCCCCUCCCCACAAUCCCAGCUUCUCCACGACUCACCUGGGUUGCUAACCACUGCAAUGAGGCUCUCCCUCUCCCUCUCACUGCUACUGCUCUCUCUCUUCCUUCCCCUGUGUUUCGCUGCCAAUGUCACCUAUGAUCGCCGUUCCCUCAUCAUUGAUGGCCAGCGCAAGCUCCUCAUCUCUGCUUCCAUCCACUAUCCUCGCAGUGUCCCUGGAAUGUGGCCAAGUCUGAUUCAAAACGCCAAGGAAGGUGGUGUGGAUGUCAUUGAGACUUAUGUCUUCUGGAAUGGCCAUGAACUUUCCCCCGACAAUUAUCAUUUUGACGGCCGAUUCGAUCUCGUCAAGUUCGUCAACAUUGUUCAGCAGGCCGGAUUGUAUUUAAUUUUGCGCAUAGGCCCAUUCGUAGCUGCCGAAUGGAACUUUGGUGGAGUACCUGUUUGGCUGCAUUACGUUCCUAAUACCGUAUUUCGAACUGAUAAUGCCAAUUUCAAGUAUUACAUGCAGAAGUUCACUACAUACAUAGUGAACCUAAUGAAACAGGAGAAAUUUUUUGCUUCACAAGGGGGUCCCAUCAUCUUGUCUCAGAUAGAAAAUGAGUAUGGGGAUAUAGAAAGAGUUUAUGGGGAAGGAGGGAAGCCAUAUGCUAUGUGGGCUGCUCAAAUGGCUGUUUCUCAGAAUAUAGGCGUUCCAUGGAUAAUGUGUCAGCAAUAUGAUGCUCCUGAUCCUGUGAUUAAUACUUGCAAUUCAUUCUACUGUGACCAAUUCACACCUAAUUCUCCAAACAAGCCCAAGAUGUGGACUGAGAAUUGGCCUGGAUGGUUUAAAACAUUUGGGGCAAGGGAUCCUCACAGGCCCCCGGAGGAUAUUGCUUUUGCAGUUGCCCGUUUUUUCCAGAAGGGUGGUAGUCUACAAAACUACUACAUGUAUCAUGGUGGAACAAAUUUUGGUCGUACCUCUGGUGGGCCAUUUAUUACCACAAGUUAUGAUUAUGAGGCACCCAUUGAUGAAUAUGGCUUGCCCAGAUUUCCAAAAUGGGGACACCUUAAGGAUCUUCAUAAGGCUAUAAAGAUGACGGAGCAUGUCGUGCUUAACAGUGAGCCAACUUAUAUUUCGUUUGGUCCCUCUCUAGAGGCUGAUGUCUACACCGACUCAUCUGGAGCCUGUGCUGCUUUUAUUGCUAAUGUAGAUGAAAAAGAUGACAAGACUGUCCAGUUCCGAAAUGUAUCAUAUCAUUUACCUGCAUGGUCAGUUAGUAUUCUGCCUGACUGCAAGAAUGUAGUCUUUAACACAGCAAUGGUUAGGUCACAAACCGCAAUGGUUGAAAUGGUUCCCGAGGAACUUCAUCCUUCAGUGGAUUUAACAAAUAAAGACUUGAAAGCCCUCAAAUGGGAAGUCUUUGUAGAGCAAGCUGGAAUUUGGGGUAAAGCUGACUUCAUUCAAAAUGGCCUGGUUGACCACCUCAAUACCACAAAAGAUACAACUGACUACCUGUGGUAUACAACGAGCAUUUUUGUUAAUGAAAAUGAGACGUUUCUCAAAAAGGGAAGUCAACCAGUUCUUCUGGUUGAAUCAAAGGGCCAUGCUCUUCACGCUUUUAUCAACAAGAAACUGCAAGUUAGUGCAUCUGGAAACGGAUCAGAUAUAACAUUCAGAUUUAAACAAGCCAUUUCUCUCAAGGCGGGAAAAAAUGAAAUUGCUUUGCUAAGCAUGACCGUUGGUCUACAAAAUGCCGGACCAUAUUAUGAGUGGGUUGGAGCUGGACUUUCAAGAGUUGUAAUAGAGGGGUUUAACAAUGGCCCAUUGGUCUUGUCUUCUCAUGCUUGGUCCUACAAGCUUGGAUUGCAAGGGGAACACCUCGGUAUAUACAAACCAGAUGGGAUAAAAAAUGUCAAAUGGAUAUCAACCAGGGAGCCCCCAAAGCAACAACCUUUGACUUGGUACAAGGUUAUUCUGGAUGCUCCCUCUGGAAAUGAGCCUGUCGGGCUGGAUAUGGUUCAUAUGGGUAAAGGCAUGGCAUGGUUGAAUGGAGAAGAAAUAGGAAGAUAUUGGCCAAGAAAAAGCUCUGUUCAUGAUGCGUGCGUUGAGAAGUGUGACUACAGGGGCAAGUUCAGACCAGACAAAUGCUUAACUGGAUGUGGAGAACCAACCCAGCGGUGGUAUCAUGUUCCAAGAUCUUGGUUCAAGCCAACAGGAAAUAUUUUGGUGAUUUUUGAGGAGAAAGGUGGAGAUCCAACAAAAAUUAGAUUAUCUAAACGUAAAGUCUCAGGUAUAUGUGCCCAUCUUGGAGAAGGGCAUCCCUCGAUUGAGUCAUGGUCUGAAGCUGAAAACGUACACGUAAAGAACAAAGCAGCCGUCCAUUUGAAGUGUCCCGGCAAUGCCCACAUAGCCACAAUCAAAUUCGCAAGCUUUGGAACCCCCGAGGGAACUUGUGGAACCUAUAGUAUAGGUGCCUGUCACGAUCCUAAUUCUACAUCCUUGGUUGAAAAGGUGUGUCUAAACAGAAAUGAGUGUAGGAUUGAGCUAGGAGAAGAGAGUUUCGACAAGGGUUUGUGUCCGAGUGCAACCAAGAAAUUAGCAGUUGAAGCAGUUUGCAGCUAGUAAGGGAGGCGUUUUGCGUUCAUAUUUCAUUCUAGUUCUUGAGAAAAGAAUGUCGUCCUUGUAUUGCUACCAUUGGUUUUAACCACGCUUAAGAAUUAUGAAAUAUGAAAAAAGAUACUGCUUGUCUUGGUCGUUAUACUGGUAGUAUCAAGUAAAUCUUUAUUAUUCUACUAAAGUGGGGUUUGUAGGAAGUUUGAGUAUUUGAUUUGGUUAGUUUGAGUUUGUACGGGCUUAAUUAUGAAAUGCAAUUUUUUUUAGAAGGCCUUAGUUAA